CUCUGUGUUUUAGAACAAGGAUAUAUGGGGCAUUCACCUACCAAGGGCAAGCUUGUUUCAUUGAAAUUCCUGCAUGGUUUCAUUCUUUUAUGGAUGGUCACAUGUCCGGAAUCUGCAGCACUUAACAGCCCUAUUUCCAAGCAGUCUCUGCGUGGAAAUGAAUCUGAUCGCUUGGCUUUGCUCGACUUCAAGAAGAAAAUCACUGAAGAUCCUUUCCAUGUCAUGAGCUUGUGGAAUCAGUCCAUCCAUUUCUGCAGUUGGGUUGGAGUUUCGUGCCACCGUUCCGCCAAAAGGGUCGUGAGUUUGAACCUGCAAGCUCAACAACUGGUAGGCUCCAUACCACCUUCCAUUGGAAAUCUUACCUUUCUUUCUGCACUAAACCUGAUGAGGAACAACUUUCAUGGUGAGAUUCCCCCAGAAAUGGGUCGUUUACGAAGCCUGCAAUAUCUCAACCUUUCUCAAAAUUCCUUCCGUGGGAAAAUUCCAGCUAAUAUGUCACAUUGUACACAACUAAGACUUCUUAAUCUUGAAUCCAAUCAGAUUACUGGGUCCAUUCCAAACCAACUCAGUUCAUUGUUGAAACUAAAUCAUCUAUGGCUUUUUUAUAACAAUCUCAGUGGAAACAUCCCAGGUUGGAUAGGAAACUUUUCUUCUUUGAAAAUUCUUAAUCUUGGCCGCAACAAUUUCCAUGGAACUAUAAGCAAUGAACUCGGGCACCUAACAGGCUUGGACCUAUUCUCAGUUGAGGCUAAUAAUUUAUCUGGUAUGGUUCCUUCUUCGGUCUAUAAUAUUUCUUCCAUAAAGUUUUUCAGUGUUGUUGAAAAUUACGAGUUGCAUGGAGAGCUACCACCAAAUCUCGGCACAAUGCUUCCUAAUCUCGUAAUAUUUUAUUGUGCUUUUAACAAAUUCACAGGAAAUAUUCCUGUAUCGUUGUCAAAUGCUUCUAGACUUCAGAAGCUUGAUCUUGCUGGAAAUGGCUUUUCUGGGGCAGUCCCCGGUGAUACUCUCGGAAGCUUGCAAAGGUUAGAUUGGCUAAACUUGGAACAGAAUCAACUGGGAAAUAGAAAAGCUGGUGAAUUGAAUUUUCUAAGUCUCUUGGCCAAUUGUACUAGUUUAACGGAGUUGGAUCUUUCCGAUAAUCAGUUUGGAGGACGAAUCCCGGGGUCCAUAGCUAAUCUUUCUACCCAACUACAAGAUCUUCGCCUGGGGUGGAAUUAUUUACAUGGAAGUCUCCCUAACGGCAUUGGAAAUCUUUUAAACUUGACUUAUCUAGGAUUGACACUAAACUAUUUGGGUGGUAGUGUCCCGGAUGAAAUUGGGAAACUUCAGAAGUUAGAGGGAUUGGAUUUGGAAUGUAACAAAUUUUCUGGGCGAAUCCCAUUCUCACUUGGUAACUUGACUUCACUGACAGAGCUCUACAUGUGGUCCAAUAGCUUUGAGGGUAGUAUACCUCCAAGUCUUGGAAACUGCAAAAAGCUAAUAAGUCUUGGACUUGAUAGUAACAAUCUUACGGGCACCAUACCUACGAAGCUUAUGGAGCUUUCAACCCUCUCAAUUUCUUUAGUCCUGUCUUAUAAUUAUUUGACUGGUCAACUGCCCUUUGAGGUGGGUAAUCUAGUGCAUCUCACGGAGCUAAAUGUAUUAGACAACAAGUUAUCAGGUGAAAUCCCUAGCACCCUCGGCAGUUGUACUAGUUUGGAGCGAUUGUAUUUGCAAGGUAAUAAGUUUGAAGGAACAAUUCCUCAAUCUCUUGAAAAUUUAAAAGGCUUGGAAACUCUUGACAUUUCAAGCAAUAACUUGUCUGGGCAGAUUCCUGAAUUCAUAAGCAAGCUUAGAGCUCUUAAGUAUCUCAAUCUUUCAUACAAUGAUUUUGAGGGUGAGUUGCCCAAAGAAAGAAUUUUUGUAAAUGUCAGUGGUGUCUCAGUUCUUGGAAAUCAUAGGCUUUGUGGUGGCAUCCCACAAUUACAUCUUCCUACAUGCCCCCUCAAAAAACAACAUUCAUCUCGAAGACUACUUUCCCCAAAAGUAGUCAUCCCCUUAGCUUGUGCACUUGCAUUCAUAAUUGCUUUAUCAUGCUACUUUGGUUCUUGUUUAGUGUUGAAAAAGUCAAGAGAUAGACCUAUAACUUCAUGUUCUAAUAGUGAUUGGACAAGAGUUUCCUACUCAAAACUCGUUGAAUAUACUAACGGGUUCUCUCUGAAUAAUCUAAUUGGUACUGGAAGUUUUGGUUCUGUUUUUAAAGGGGUAAUUCCUGAUGACGGAACAAUAGUCGCUAUUAAGGUAAUAAACCUUCAACAAAAAGGAGCUUCAAAGAGUUUCUUUGAUGAAUGCAAAGCUUUAAGGAACACAAGGCACCGUAAUCUUCUCAAGAUCAUAACUGCGUGCUCAAGCAUUGAUAAUCAGGGAAAAGACUUCAAAAGCUUAGUUUUUGAGUUCAUGGAAAAUGGAAGCCUAGACUCAUGGCUGUAUCCAAGAGAGGAGGAGCAAUCCCAGAUUAAGAGAUUGAGCCUUAUCCAAAGAUUGAAUAUUGCCAUUGACAUUGCAUCAGCGUUGGAUUAUCUCCACCACCAUUGUGAAACGUCCAUUGUUCAUUGCGAUCUGAAGCCGAGCAAUGUACUUCUUGAUGAAGAUAUGGUAGCCCAUGUUGGAGACUUUGGUUUAGUAAAGUUCCUCUUCGAAACAUCAAAUGAUCCCUUCUUCAGUCAAACCAUAUCUGCUCAACUAAAGGGUUCUAUAGGAUACAUUCCCCCAGAGUAUGGCACGGGAGGCCAAGUUUCUAUGCUGGGAGAUGUUUAUAGCUAUGGGAUAUUGUUGCUAGAAAUGUUUACGGGAAAGAGACCUACCGAUGACAUGUUCAAAGAGGGUCUUAGCAUUUACGAAUUCGUAGCCACGGCUUUGCCUGACCACGUGAUGGACGUUGUUGACCCUUCAUUACAGCUCGACCUCGAUGCAGGUGGUGAUGUUAACGAUGGCAGAUACGGCAAUGACAUACUGCACGAAAGAACUGCACUACAAAUACGUGUCAAUGGCAGACCGGUCAAAGAAAAAAAGUUAGAGGAAUGCUUUUCUGCAGUGAUGCGGGUAGGACUCUCUUGCUGUGCAAUAUCACCAAGGGAGCGGAUGCAUAUGGAUGCGGCUGUUGGAAAAAUGAGUGCAAUUAGAGACUCAUACCUCAAAGUUUUAGAAGACUUACGGAGGGCAAAGCAAGGCUGCUCGAAGGAGAAUGAACUUUGCUGAGCAAGAAUGUUUUCCACCCUAUGCUCACCAAAGCAAUUCGACCUCCGUCACUCUGCCUCACGUGAGAAGUCAUUGUUGUUUUGUGUGCGCGCGCGUUCGUAUGUGUGUGUUUUCUGUUUUUCUUUUUCCAGCUAUCACUUUGAACGUUCCGGCCCCGAUUCUGUGUUUGUUUUAAAAAGGACGGAGUUUUCCGUUUAUAUGGCUUGAUGUUUGUACGGAGCUUUUUAGACUCGUCCUGGUUUUAUAUAAUUCUGUUUAAAAUCUGAUGAACUCAUGCA
Molecule: messenger RNA, 3515 nt
Organism: Malus domestica (apple)
Lineage: Eukaryota; Viridiplantae; Streptophyta; Magnoliopsida; Rosales; Rosaceae
Product: probable LRR receptor-like serine/threonine-protein kinase At3g47570
Biological process (GO): protein phosphorylation
Molecular function (GO): protein kinase activity; protein binding; ATP binding
Source: RefSeq, a predicted model, not a curated record